Galleria mellonella (greater wax moth) is the source of this 1292-nucleotide messenger RNA. RefSeq names its product transmembrane emp24 domain-containing protein 2 (gene CHOp24). Gene Ontology annotation, cellular component: Golgi apparatus; endoplasmic reticulum-Golgi intermediate compartment; COPII-coated ER to Golgi transport vesicle. Bases 119 to 739 code for a protein of 206 amino acids. NCBI's taxonomy places the organism in Eukaryota, Metazoa, Arthropoda, Insecta, Lepidoptera, Pyralidae. Gene Ontology annotation, biological process: intracellular protein transport; Golgi organization; endoplasmic reticulum to Golgi vesicle-mediated transport. The transcript has 4 exons. The record is from RefSeq and is a predicted model, not a curated record.
AUUGUCAUUGAAAUGUCAUUACGUGGCCGAAUCUGAAAUUUCUUCAAUAUUUUAUGUUUCAAUUUAAAAUAUUAUAUAUAAAUAAGUUUAGAUAAAAUCUUAGUUAUUCAUAAGCAGAAUGAAGUCCACGUGGAGAAAUUUAUGGCUAGUUUCAAUCCUUGCAUUUAUUUCAUUAAAUACUGCUAGCUGUUAUACUAUCACUGUUGAUGCACACGCCGAAGAAUGUUUUUUUGAAAAUGUUGAAGCAGAUACUAAGAUGGGUUUGACAUUUGAAAUAGCAGAAGGUGGAUUCUUAGACAUAGAUGUUACUAUCACUGGUCCAGAUGGCACAGUGAUCUAUCGUGGUGAGCGAGAGUCAUCUGGCAUGUACACAUUCUCAGCACCUACUUCUGGAAGAUACACUUACUGCUUCAGCAACAAAAUGUCCACAAUGACACCAAAAGUGGUAAUGUUCAACUUGGAAGUAGGUGAUACACCCCAUAAGACUGGUGAAAAAGAAGAUGAUGUCAAUCACAAUAAGUUAGAGGACAUGAUCAAAGAGCUGGCCACAACAUUGAAAACUGUUAAACAUGAACAAGAAUACAUGCAGGUGCGUGACAGAAUUCAUCGUUCAAUAAAUGAAAAUACAAACUCCAGAGUAGUUUUAUGGUCUAUUUUUGAGGCAUCGGUACUCCUUCUCAUGACCCUAGGACAAGUCUACUACUUAAAAAGGUUCUUCGAAGUACAAAGAGUUGUGUAACAUUUCAUCACUACUCAUAUUUUGUAUGAACUGUACUAUAAGUACCAAGAAAGUUAUAAAAUUUUGCCUCUACAGUAAGAUGCGUAGGCAAAGGAAUUUUGUUUUUAUUUUUUGUUUAAUGAAGUAUUGUUUUAAAACUUAAAAGAACUGAUAUCAUCAUUUAUCGUUCAUGAAGAAAUACUUCUACCCAUGUACUUGUGUUCAUUUUAUUUUACUAUAAAUGUACAAUUUGACACAUUUCAAACCAUCUGUAUAAAUAUUAAACCUACAUUAUUUCACUCUUAUAUAUAAUCUAUUGUUUAAAUUAUGUUCUUUUAUUUUGUAAUUCUGUGCAUGUUUUGUUCAUCACAAUCGUACGAGUAUAGACAUUAAAAUUUUAUUUUUACAUCAAUCUUGGCGUGCAUUACAUAUUUAUAGCUUGUAAAAAAGAGUAAGUAGUAAGGUACUUCUGAUCUGAUGUGUGUAAUAGAUGAAUGACUGGUGUAUGUAAGUAGUUGUUUCAGUAAAUUACUUCAACAUGAAGAGAAAUAAAUUAAUAAUGUUUGUAUAAUAA